Tarenaya hassleriana is the source of this 3175-nucleotide messenger RNA. RefSeq lists its product as uncharacterized. Lineage: Eukaryota; Viridiplantae; Streptophyta; Magnoliopsida; Brassicales; Cleomaceae. Bases 217 to 2937 code for a protein of 906 amino acids. Gene Ontology annotation, molecular function: protein binding. The transcript is spliced from 7 exons. The record is from RefSeq and is a predicted model, not a curated record.
UUCUCCAUCGUUUCCCGAUUUGCCCCUUCGCUCCAUAACGGUAACGAUUCCCUGGUUUUCCUCUCCCCACCCUCUCUCUCUAAACUUCUUCGGAGAGAGAAAAUUUUGAAAUUAGGUUUCGAUCGACCUUCGUUUUCAUCUGAAUUUCAUGCGAUUUCAUCUGAGAUUUCGAGUGUUCUGGGGAAUCUGUGAUCGGAUUGCAGAUCCGAGGAGGAAAUGGAGGUGGCAAAUGGCGGAAAGAGAUUGGGUCGGAGGAGGACGAUGACGAUGAACUGGGAUGAAUUGGGGGAUUUCGAUGAUGAAGACGAGCGGUUCUUCGAGGCUCACGGUCGGAUCUCAUCUGCCUUGUCUCUGGACUUGGCGGCGGCGUCGUCCUCCGACGAGGAUGAGGAUUUCGACGACUGCCGGAUCUCAUUCUCCUCCGCCGUCUCCUCCUUCACUACCGUAUCCAACGCCUCCCGGAAAUUCUAUUCGCCGGUGAUGUCGCCGGAUUACAAUAUCUGGAUGGCGGCGCCGGGAUCGAUCUCUGAGCGCCGCCGCCGUCUCCUCCAUAGUAUGGGGCUGGCGAGCAGCAAAGACCUUCUCCACGCCGUCUCGAUCCGUCGUCUUGUCUCUAACAAGUCCAUUGUCAUUAACGGUGAAGAUAAGGAGAAAGAAGCCGACGCGAAACCAGAUGAAGACAAGGAUCACCGUGAAGAAGAGGCUCUUCAAGAUCAUCUGGUUCCGAUUCUAUUCACUCGGUCUAGAUCGGAAUCAGAGAUUGAAAAAUUCUCAACAGAGAAACGGAGGGAAGAGGAAUUGCUUGGGAAAAUAUCGAAGCAACGCCUCACGAGAACGUCUUCAACGAUCGCGGCGGCUCGAGCCAGAAUUUAUCAGUACCAAACCCCUGCGAGACCUUCCCCUGUGGUCCGUCGGAAUGGACGAAAUCCUACGCAUUGUGGUUCCCCAGCAUUGACAUCUGUAGGUUCUAAUUCCCAGUACGCUGCUUUCUUCUUAAUAAAGAAUUUAGACACAGGGAAGGAAUUUGUAGUGAAUGAAUAUGAUGAAGAUGGAAUGUGGAAUAGACUUAGUGAUCUACAAACAGGAAAGCAGUUAACGUUAGAGGAGUUUGAGAAGUGUGUUGGGUAUUCACCUGUUGUGAAAGAGCUUAUGCGCCGAGAGAAUGUGAAUAGGAUGAAUUAUGAUUCGAUCGUGGAUCUUCGAAAACUGAAUUCCUAUCUGUCAAAGAGUGUGAGAUUAAGCAAGAGAAGAGGGGCUGCUCUACUCAAGAACAUAAAAGGUGUAGCUCAUUCUAUGAGUUUAAAGGUUGCCGAAAAAGAUAUCACCGGCAGUAUUACCAAUAGCCCAAAGAAGGGAACUGAUCAAAAACAUGGAAAAGCUAAUCAGUGGGUGAAAGUGAGACAAACAGGAAAAUCUUACAAGGAACUGAGCGCCUUGCAUAUGUGUCAAGAGAUCCAAGCUCAUGAGGGAGCGAUCUGGACCAUCAAGUUCAGUGCAGAUGCACACUAUCUAGCAAGCGCGGGAGAAGAUCGUGUGAUUCAUGUGUGGGAAGUGCAAGAAUGCGAAAUCAUGUCAAUGGGUGAAGGGAGUCUCACACCGAUUCAUCCUUCACUAUGUGACUCGAUGGAAAGAUCGUCAGCCAUGAGUGAAAGUCCAUUAGUUUUCCUAGAAAAGAAGAAGAAAGGGAAGGGCUCUUUAAGCCGAAGAGUCAAUCAUAUUCCAGAAUAUGUUCAUGUUCCGGAAACUGUGUUCUCCUUCUCAGAGAAACCCAUCUGCUCUUUCAAGGGUCACUUGGAUGAUAUCUUGGAUUUGUCAUGGUCCAAAUCUCAGCUGCUGCUUUCAUCUUCCAUGGAUAAAACAGUCAGGCUAUGGGAUUUAGACAGCAGAAGCUGCCUCAAAUUGUUUGCCCACAAUGACUACGUGACAUGCAUCCAGUUCAAUCCAUUAGACGAAAACUAUUUCAUCAGCGGAUCACUUGACGCCAAGAUUCGGAUAUGGAACAUAUCCGAGCGACAUGUAGUGGAAUGGAGCGAUCUUCACGAAAUGGUCACUGCUGCUUGCUACACCCCAGACGGCCAGGGUGCAGUUAUCGGAUCUCAUAAAGGCGUUUGCCGUGUUUAUGACGCAGAAGAUUGUAAGCUGAGUCAAACUAACCAGAUUGAUGUACAAAGCAGUAAAAAGUCUCAAUCUAAAAAGAAGAUCACUGGUUUACAGUUUUCUCCGGUGAAUCCAUCUGAAGUUCUUGUCACCUCUGCCGAUUCUCGGGUCAGGAUCUUGGACGGUUCUGAAGUUAUUCAUAAAUUCAAAGGAUUCAGGAAUACAAGCAGCCAAAUCUCAGCAUCGUAUAGCCAAGACGGGAAGUACAUCAUAAGCGCGAGCGAGGAUUCACAGGUCUACGUAUGGAGAACUGACCACCACCGAACCGCCAUGACUCGAGCCCACGAACACUUCCCAUGCAAAGACGUCUCGGCCGCCGUCUCAUGGCACGGCCACGUCAGAGGCGAGCCACCCCCCGUCCAGAUCCACUCCAAACGCCAUUCCAAACGCAUCCAACCGCCCUCCACCGCCGGUUACCCCACCAAGGACGAUAACCCAGCUCCUCCGGUUACCAGAAGGAAGCCCGGUUUACCACCUCUACCCAAGCAAACGCAGAUGCAGACGCAAACGCACACGCAGGAGGAGGAAGAGGCGGGGCCGGAGGUGGGAAGGGGGGAGUCGUUCAGGUCGAGCUUCGGGGAAUCGGCUUCUAUAAACAAUGCGUCGUCGAGGGCGUCAUCGUGGUCGUGGUUAGACGUAGGAGGGGGUGGGGCCCACCAGACGGUGCAGCCGACGGCGUGGGGGAUGGUCAUUGUCACGGCCACGCUCGGCGGUGAGAUCAGAGCUUAUCAGAACUUCGGAUUGCCACGUCGGAUUGGCCGGCAGACCGCUCUCUUCUGACUUUCACUUUCACCGAGGGAUUUGUGAUUCUCUCUCUAUCUCUCUGGCUUUUUGUAAUCUGUUCACUCUUCUGAUGAUGGUAAAAAAAAAAACAGUUUUGGAAGGGUGUUUUUGUCUUUUUGUUGUUUGUAGAGUUACAUUAACAGAAAUGGGGGAGCAAAAAAAGUGUACGUAGUCUCUUCUUGUUUUGGGUUUAAAUUGAUCAAAGGAUACAAGUUUGUGGUUAAUAAAUCUAGAC